Molecule: messenger RNA, 5565 nt
Organism: Equus quagga
Lineage: Eukaryota; Metazoa; Chordata; Mammalia; Perissodactyla; Equidae
Gene: PIP4K2B
Product: phosphatidylinositol-5-phosphate 4-kinase type 2 beta
Exons: 10
Coding region: 170-1420 (416 amino acids)
Biological process (GO): phosphatidylinositol metabolic process
Molecular function (GO): phosphatidylinositol kinase activity
Source: RefSeq, a predicted model, not a curated record
CGGACGGAACCACCGGGGCGGGGUGGGGAGGUAACGGGACGGGCGCGACCAUGGCGCGCUGAGGGAGCGGGGGUGGGGAUCGGUCCGGGGGAGGCCUGGGGCCGCUGGCUUGUGCGCCGUCUCGGCCGCCCCCCCUUUCGCCGCCGCCGCCGCCGCCGCCGCCCCGGGCAUGUCGUCCAACUGCACCAGCACCACGGCGGUGGCGGUGGCGCCGCUCAGCGCCAGCAAGACCAAGACCAAGAAGAAGCAUUUCGUGUGCCAGAAAGUGAAGCUAUUCCGGGCCAGCGAGCCGAUCCUCAGCGUCCUGAUGUGGGGGGUGAACCACACGAUUAAUGAGCUGAGCAAUGUCCCUGUCCCUGUCAUGCUAAUGCCGGAUGACUUCAAAGCGUACAGCAAGAUCAAGGUGGACAAUCAUCUCUUCAAUAAGGAGAACCUCCCCAGCCGCUUUAAGUUUAAGGAGUACUGCCCCAUGGUGUUCCGAAAUCUCCGGGAGAGGUUUGGGAUUGAUGAUCAGGAUUACCAGAAUUCAGUGACGCGUAGUGCCCCUAUCAACAGUGACAGCCAGGGCCGAUGUGGCACACGUUUCCUCACCACCUAUGACCGGCGCUUUGUCAUCAAGACUGUGUCAAGUGAGGAUGUGGCUGAGAUGCACAACAUCUUAAAGAAAUACCACCAGUUCAUAGUGGAGUGUCAUGGCAACACCCUUUUGCCUCAGUUCUUGGGCAUGUACCGCCUAACUGUGGAUGGCGUAGAAACCUACAUGGUGGUCACCAGGAACGUGUUCAGCCACCGGCUCACUGUCCACCGCAAGUAUGACCUCAAGGGUUCCACUGUUGCCAGGGAAGCGAGUGACAAGGAGAAGGCCAAGGACUUGCCGACAUUCAAAGACAAUGACUUCCUCAAUGAAGGGCAGAAGCUGCAUGUGGGAGAGGAGAGUAAAAAGAACUUCCUGGAAAAACUGAAACGGGACGUAGAGUUCCUGGCCCAGCUGAAGAUCAUGGACUACAGCCUUCUAGUGGGCAUCCAUGAUGUGGACCGGGCAGAGCAGGAGGAGAUGGAGGUGGAGGAGCGGGCAGAGGAUGAGGAGUGUGAGAACGAUGGGAUGGGCGGCAACCUGCUCUGCUCCUAUGGCACGCCUCCAGACAGCCCUGGCAACCUCCUCAGCUUCCCUCGGUUCUUUGGUCCUGGGGAAUUCGAUCCCUCUGUUGAUGUCUAUGCCAUGAAAAGCCAUGAAAGUGCCCCCAAGAAGGAGGUAUAUUUCAUGGCCAUCAUCGAUAUCCUCACACCGUAUGAUGCUAAGAAGAAAGCUGCACAUGCUGCCAAGACGGUGAAACAUGGGGCGGGGGCCGAGAUCUCGACUGUGAACCCUGAGCAGUACUCCAAACGCUUCAACGAGUUCAUGUCCAACAUCCUGACGUAGUUACCUUCCACCUUCAGCCAGAGCCAGAGCGCUGGAUGUGGGGUUGGGCUUGAAAGAGGGAGAGGGUGCAUUUGGGCUAAGAUGGGAGGGUGGGGAGCAGAUUGGGGGGUAGGGGAGGGCUUUAGCAAUGAGACUGCAGCCUGUGACACUGAGAGACUAGCUGGGGAGGAGGGGAUGUGCUGUGUGUGCACGUGCUCACAGGAUGUAGCCUCACCUGCUUACCCUUGAUUUCCCUCCACUUGACCCAGGUUAAAAAGGGGUUUCCUUUUUGUUACCUUGUAACCUUUUAGGAUACCUUGGGGCUAGAGAUGACUUUGUGGGUUUAUUUAGGUUUUGUUUCUGAAACUUUGUUGCCCCAGGUUUGCUAUUGAUAAUGAUGUAUGUCAUCACCCUAUCCACCCUCCCCAUCCCUGCCCUGCUCAGUUCCCUUCAGUUAAAGAGGCACCCCAUAGACCCAGCCAAGGGUCCCUCAGAGCAAAGUGCUCUAAUGCCAGAGGAGAGGAGGUCGGACACCUCAGCCCUGCUGCACUUGAUCUUGUCUGGAUUAACCUUUUAAUUUUAUGGAGCAUCAUGCACAGCUUCUUCCACCUUUCCACCUCAGAGCUGAGUGAAAUGUUACAUGAUUCCUCCAUCUAAUGCUGUUGCCCCGGAGGAACACUCCAGAUCAACGUCAGGCAUCUUGGAUCGGAAUCAAAGACCUCAAAGGGGAGUGAGUUCAUCCUCAUGGGAUGGUAGGGGGUGGGGGAGCUGCUGGGCUCUUGGACAGCUGGUUCUCAGAGAACCCUGUGAUCCUCGCCAAAGCCCCUGGGCUCUCUCGGCCCCUGGAGUUCAGAUGUCCUCUCUCUAAAGUCUGCUUCCCACUGGAUCAAGAGGAAGGCACCUUUGGAUGUGACAGAACCCUCGUGCUAAAGUGGUUAUUUUCCCUUGGGGAAACCCCGGAAACUGAUGAAUAUCAAAUGAGGUCUUGUGUCCUCCAUUCAGUGACUUCCUUCUGACCUUCCUCCAGGCACCCACACUUGUAGAUGAGCUUUUAGCUGGGGGCAGAUCUCCAGGCACCUGGGGUGCUCCUUGCAGAGAUACCUCUUCAAGCCCCACGGCUACCAUGUAGGUAAUCUGACUCCUUGUGCCUGUGGUUUGUCACCUGGAUGGUUAUGGCCAGCAGGGACUGGCGCCCUCCAUCUUGGAGUGUGGUGGCCAAGCCUGAGGUUGCUUCUGAGUCUCUGGAGGGUGUGACCCAGGAAAUCCAAUUUGGAGGCUUGAUGUGGGGUUCGACCUGGCCUGCAACCCCGGGGCUGUUUUUCCUUGAUGCCCCCCCACCAGACUUAGCAAUUCUGCUACCCACAGCUUCCUCAGAAGUGCCAUCCUGCAGCUUCCUUCAGAAUCUCCACCCACCUUCUGAGCCUGCUACCCAGGCCUCAGAAUUGAGCCAUGUAUGUGGGUCCGUGAUGCCAUCAGAGCAGUCUGGUCUGGCUAGGAGAGAAAACGGCCCUGCACUGGAGGAGGUACAUUCCUGCAUCUUCUCACCUCCUCACCAGGAACUGGGCAUUUGGGAUGAGAUAUGGUAAAACUUGUAGAUAACCCCGCACAUGGGAAGAAAGUUUGUGGAACCAUUUUGAAUGAAUGGAUUGGUUUCUUGUGGCUCCCUCCAAACUUGGCCAAGCUCAGCUUCUGGAGCAGGAACCAGCACCGUCUCGGUGCCCUACCUGCAGCAUUGUGUCAGUGAGGAAUGGAGACAGCAUUCUUGGACUUCACUGGGGCUGCCAGAACCCUUCUGGAAGAGGCAGACGGGCUCCAACAACUGCCCUGGCCCCAGGAAGGGGCCAUAGGUAGCUCUGAACAUCAGCAGCGAGACCACGAAGUGACUUGGAGAAGAACUUGGAACCAAGUGGCUCAUGGAGAAAACAGAUUUGACUUAGGGAGGGAUUAUGUGGGAAUAAUGUUUGGACUUGAUUUCCCCACCUCCUAAUCAAGAAUGAAAAUUUGGAUCUGCUCCUAGUCAGGCCCAGCAUCUCCGAAGCUUGGCAGGCUGUCUCCCAGCAGCCUCCACAGGCUUGGGCUCCCACCUCCUAAUCAAGAAUGAAAAUUUGGAUCUGCUCCUAGUCAGGCCCAGCAUCUCCGAAGCUUGGCAGGCUGUCUCCCAGCUGCCUCCACAGGCUUGGGCUCCCACCGGCUUCUGCAUUUGGUCUGCUGAUCAUGUUGCCAUAAUGUGUACGAAAAGCGUAACACCAUCUAUCAGUUAAAGAUGAGCUACCAGGUCUCUAACUUCUUUAACAUUGAGUUUCUGUGGGGUUUUUUGUAUAUUGUUUACAUUUUGAGAGGUAGCAUUCUGUUUUAAAUGCUUUUUGUUCUUCUGACAGUAUUGUUGAUUGGGUCGAAACAUUUGAGCUGUGGUUUGGUGGAUUUUAGGUUUUUCUUUUUAAAGGUCAUUUUCUGUACUAUCUUCAGAUUGGUUUGGCCCUCUAAUUCCUUUGGCACUCAAAUGUUUAAAAGCUAUUUAUCUUGGUUUAUACAAGUUUUCUUGCUCUUCUUUUUGUAAUGAGGAAGAUAUGUUUGGUUUGCAGUCUGAAUGUAGAGAAAGUGAACUGAUCCCCAAGCUUUUGUCUGCCCCCACUCUUUUUUCCAAGUCCCGCCUUUCCCUCAUUGGGCAGUAAGGCAUCCGAGGGGAAGUGCCUGCCCUCCACCUCCCUCUUUGGAGCCAUGAAGAAAGGCUGAAUCGUCUUACGCCAUCUUGGAAUACCUUUGGGUCUCCCAAGGACAAAGGUAUAAGAAUAGGACAUGGCUGACUGGGUGAGGCCUAGAUGGGGAUGAGGGCGGGAUUCGUCUCCCUUCCCUCCCUCUACCAUUUCACCAGUCACAGCUUCUCCCGUCCUGCCCCACCCCUCUUCUCUGAAAGUCCAUGGCUGAGAAAACUGUGGUCUCCCAGCCAACGUGAGGAGUCUGAAAACUCCACUUAGACCACUAGGUGAAGGCCUCUGGCCCUUGUUCCUGUUAAUGAACCACUGAGUCUUUGUCCCCCAGUGCAAGCUCCUUCCCUGUGCCUGCGGUGUGGGGAUUACGGGGCAGGCAGGGAAGCCAGCAGUUGCAGGAGCACAGACUGAAGCAGUGCUCCAUCUCUCCUUAUCUAGCUCAGGGGUUACUGGUCUGUGGCAGGUGCCACGAGUCGCCCCUGUGGCUGUUCUCAGUGGCACUCUCUCACACAGGCAGCUCUUCUUCCUCCCCUCACCCUCUUCCUACUUCACUUGUUUCUCUUGCCUGUGCUUUAGGCCUCAAACAGGUCGCCUGGCCGUGCUCGGGGCUUGGGACUACAGACUCCUGCCCUAGUGACUUUCCCCUCUUCACAGUCUGCCAGGGCCUGCCCUGGGAAGCUGGACCAAAGACCCAGGACUUCUCUCAGUAGCCAAUCCCACCCCCCAGUUGUUUCUACCAAUUCAAGUUGGGAGAGAGAAAAACCUUCAGCACUCCCCAGCGUUUGAGCUACUCAAGUGUUAGGGGCUGGAAGGGACAGUGUUUAAACACUCUUAGAGCUCUGGCCUUAGACCUUGGCUCCCCCGGCUCUAGGGACCUCACUUCUUUCUGACAAAUGUGGGGAGUGGGGUGCAGCCUGAGCACAGGAAUCAAAGGGAAAACACAUUCAAACAACUGCCCCCAAAUCUACCAGCCAUCUGCAGGGGCAGUGACGUGCCCAAGCCUUCCUCUGAGAUGGCCGCUUGCGAAGGGAAGACAGGCCCGCCUGUCUCCUGCGGCUUAUGCUGAGAUCCUUCGGAAGCUGGGGAAGAAACUUCCAGAGGAGCCCUUUCCCCUUGCUCAGAGCCAUUUUGUGAGGAAGUGGGAACCAACAACCUUUGUGGGGAGGCCCGGUGCUACUCAGCACACCCAAGCAUCGGGUCAGGUCAUGUAAUAAAAAAAAUGUGAAUGAAGUUUAGAUUCACCUUUUGGGGGAGCAGGAUGAACUACCGGCCCAUCAUGUGUGUGACUUCUCAAUUUCCCACUGCAAUUUCCAUUUUUUAAAUAGGAAUUUUCAACCCCCUGUGCUUGUCUAAUGUCUGCUCGGAACAGUUCGAGACCCUGUUACUGUUUUAAAAUGCAUGCAUGUUAAGAUGAAUCUCCAACCCGAGGCAAAAAUAAAACUCAGAAAGUUUUGUGUA